This is a messenger RNA of Arabis nemorensis, 900 nucleotides long. NCBI's taxonomy places the organism in Eukaryota, Viridiplantae, Streptophyta, Magnoliopsida, Brassicales, Brassicaceae. The record is from the annotation of a GenBank genome assembly.
AUGGCGAUUAUCUCUGAGGUCGAAGAUGAAAGCAGCAGCAGCCGACCCUCGAUGCUACCGUUCAGGGCGACAUUUGAUCCUUCGAACCCUUUAGGGUUUCUGGGGAAAGUGUUGGACUUUCUCGGCGAACAGAGCGAUUUUCUCAAGAAAGACUCCGCGGAAGAGGAGAUCGCCGCCGCGGUUAGGGCGGCGAAGGAGAAGCUGAGGAAAGCCGAGAAGAAGCCUGUCGAGAACCCUGUGGAGAAGAAGCCGGAGAAGGAAAGUGUGAAGCCUGUUGAGAAGAAGCCGGAGAAAGAGAGCGUGAAGCCGACUAUGGCUGCUUCAAGCUCAAAGCCCACGGAAGCCGAGAAGCCUAAAGAGGAGCAGAACAAGGAAACCGGUCCCAUUGUUCCUAACCAAGGUAAUGGAACUGAUCUUGAGGACUAUUCAUGGGUCCAGACUCUCCAGGAGGUCACAGUUAACAUUCCAAUCCCUAGUGGCACUAAAGCACGGUCGGUUGUAUGUGAGAUUAAGAAGAAUCGUCUCAAGGUUGGUCUCAAAGGCCAGGAUCCAAUAAUUGAUGGAGAGCUUUACCGAUCUGUGAAGCCUGAUGACUGCUACUGGAACAUUGAGGAUCAAAAGGUGAUUUCGGUUCUCUUGACUAAGCAAGAUCAGAUGGAGUGGUGGAAAUGCUGUGUGAAAGGUGAACCUGAAAUAGAUACUCAGAAAGUUGAACCAGAGAGCAGCAAAUUAGCUGACCUUGACCCAGAAACUCGCCAGACUGUUGAGAAAAUGAUGUUUGAUCAAAGGCAAAAGCAGAUGGGUCUUCCGACAAGCGAUGAGCUACAGAAGCAAGAUAUUCUCAAGAAAUUCAUGUCUGCGCAUCCAGAGAUGGACUUCUCAAACGCAAAGAUAAACUGA